This is a messenger RNA of Aspergillus thermomutatus, 1830 nucleotides long. RefSeq lists its product as uncharacterized. Gene Ontology annotation, cellular component: lipid droplet. Bases 1 to 1830 code for a protein of 609 amino acids. The transcript is spliced from 6 exons. NCBI's taxonomy places the organism in Eukaryota, Fungi, Ascomycota, Eurotiomycetes, Eurotiales, Aspergillaceae. The record is from RefSeq and is a predicted model, not a curated record.
AUGGCACCUGGUCCUUUUAGGAGAAAGCCCCUGGGGCUCGAUGUACCCCGCAACCCUACUCCUGACUCGCCGCCUGGCAUUGCGGCGCUAUUCGUCAUCCGCUUCGAUGUCAAGGCUGGAUAUGUCAUUUCGUGGAAACGUACCAUUCCUGGAGUCGAGAUAGAAGGAGUUGUCGAAUACAAAUCGCUUCCGUCGGGUCUUCACAAUGUCUCUGAGGACUUAGUAUAUUUCGUCCAUGAACAGUAUGCCGGUAUCAGUUCGUUCAUCAACCAGCCUGCGGAUGAAGCAGAGCGCAAUGCGCAGAUGUUCGCCGUGGGGGUUCUGGUCCCUCUGAGCUCUGGUAGACUUGGGAAAAGUUGGAGACACGCUCCAAGGCUAAAAGAAUUGGCAGAGACCUAUGCCAAGGAUAUGACCAACACGCAACCUUUGUCGGACUACUGGGAUAACUUUGAGAUUCGCGUGAACGAUGCAUCGACCAUACCUCCUGAUUCUCCUCUGGAAUCACCUCUCAGCUUCCGUUUGAGAGAGCGACCGGACAGCUUACAGCGAAAUCGCGCAUUCAGCGACGCAAUAGUACUGGAAGCGUCAAGGCCGGCCCUGACGCCUUUCCAUCCAGCAUCCUCACUUCCCGAAUUUCUUGACUCUUUCGGUCCUUUGAUAUUCCCAUUGUACAGAGCAGCAUUAUUACGCAAGCGUAUUCUUUUCAUGGCCGAAGCGCCCGUCCAUAUACCCUUAUAUGAUUUGUCAUUGUUAGCAUCGCUCCCGAAUUCCCUUCUUCCACUGCUUCCACCCGGCGGUUCACCUCCUCCCCGACCCCGCCCGCUGUUCAAUAUCGGCAUCCAUGAUAUACCCUACCUUUCAUCCUUCGUGCACGUCUCCGCCAACACCGAGCCCGAUGCAGCUUGGAUAGCCUGCAGCACAGAUAGUGUGCUGAGCAUGAAAAGUGAGCUCUUCGACGUCCUGGUUACUUUGCCUCCGCCACAUGCCAGCAACGCAGCCCAAAAAGUCUUCCCUAAAAUCUCCGUCUUGCCUAACCGAAGCGCGCAGCAUAACUCGUCUCAAGCAAUCUACCUGAAAGCCACACAGCGCGAUGCGCGACGCUACACCAUCCUCCGUAAGGGCUUGCACCACAUCUCCUACGAUGACAGCGCAUCUGGCGAAGACGAGGACUCCGAUGCUGCGUCCACAUACUCAUCCAGUCCGGUCGUCGAGCCCCUGUCAUGGACGCGUUUAGCCUACACAUCAUUCAUCUGGUGGGCAUCCGCGGGGGAAAAGCGGGACGGACUCUCGGAAGAAGAGGAAGAAGAGCACCAAAUUGAGCAAGACACGCGGCUCCUAGCCGGUGUGGAAGCCAUGCCGAUCCCGUCGUCGGGAUCUCUAGGCCGCCAUUCCAUGCAAGCGGAGGACGCUUCGCAACCUCCCGAAAUCGCACUGGUCGCCUACUUCCGUCGUCUGACGACCCAGCUCUUCGUCACGUUGUCGGACGUGAUUGCCCGUCAGGAUAACAGAAACGGGGAAGAGGAUGAGGAUACUGGCGCCCCGUACGAGGAUGAACCGGAGGAAGCGGACGCCGAACCUUCAAUUUCCAUUGGCCGGGAAGUUUCCCAAGGAGACGAUUCGAGAUCGCCCUUGUUGCCGUCUGCCGCCAAAUCUUCAUCUGAGGAUGACGAGCCGGUGACUGUUACCUCCGAGGAUAUGACGGAAAUGGGCCUCGAUGUGUGGAGCGCUUCCGACCGCGUCUUUGUCGAGGAGUUGGUGCAAUCAUGGUGGGGUCGCAAAGCCUACAUUGAUAGUGCGCGCAUUAAGUGCUGCGGGAUUUCGAUUGUUUGA